AUGUUUUUGUCUUGUUCUUCCGUGGUGCCUGCCGGCUCAUCAGCGCGCUUUUACAAUGGUCGACUGACUGACGCUCCAUGCGUGAGGGACCAGGCAGCGAUCCCGGCACCUUCGCCAUCAUCGGAGGCGACUGGGCCUCUUGCUCUCCCGCCCCUCGGGCCGUGCUUUCCGCCGUUCCUCCUCGUGGACGUAUCGUCCGGCUCCGAGCGGCGCGCCGGGAGCUCGUACCAGAACCCACGCGAAGCGUCCUUCGUUUCCGCGUUCUUGGCGCGCCUCGUGGCGUCCGGUCUGCGGAGCGGCCGAGGGGUCAAAGCCGGCGGCGGCGGCGGCGGCGACGGCACUGCCUCGGGCGGCGGGCGGGACCGGGAAAAGUCGGGGGUGGUCCGGGUGGGCAUCAUCACACCCUACCGGGGACAGGUGCACUGCAUCCAGCAGGAGCUUAGCGGCGGCGGCGGCGGCCGGCGGCUCAAGGGGGGCGUCGAAGACGGGGGGGUUGAUGCCGAGGUGAGCACGGUGGACGGCUUUCAGGGAAAAGAGGUCGACGUCGUUCUCUUCUCGUGCGUCCGCGCCCCGUCAUCCGGCGGCGGCGGCGGCGGCGGCGGCGGCGGGAUAGGGUUCCUUGCCGAUCAGCGGCGGAUGAACGUGGCGCUCACCCGAGCCAGGUGUUCCCUUAUUAUCCUAGGGAAUGUCGGCCGGCUGUCCUCCGAUGCGACGUGGAACGCGCUCGUCGACCACUCCAAGUCGCGCGAGCGGCUGGAGCCGGAGGUGGUUAAGGCGCGGACGUCCGGCGGUGGGAGCGGUGGGGGCGGCGAUGGGGAAGCAUUGUGCGCGCGAUUGGAAAAGGCCGCCGCCGGGAAGAAAGGGGGACGUGAUCGGAGCGGCGAUCGCCAAGGCACGGGAAGGAACCAAGCGGGUCGCGGAGGAAGGGGCGAGGCAGAUGACGCCGUCGGCUCGCGAGUCGCGGACGGCAGCGACGGGAAGGAGAUCCAAGCGCCGCGGCGCGCUGCAGGCAGCCGCACGGGAGGACACGUCCGUGGAGACGGCAGCGGCGGCAUCAACGUCCCCGACGACCGUGCUGCUGCUGCGGCUGUCCCUCCGGCUGUGACUGACAUCGAGGAGCAUUGCGCCGACAAGCGAGCGAACCCGCAACAUAAGCCGGAGAGCGGCGGCAGCGGUCAGCGACGGAAGCCGUCGUGGCGUGGCGGUGACGAAGUGAGACCAUCCGCGCGGCUCGAAGAGAGCAUGCGAGACCGCCCACCUGUUGAAAAGCACCAGCAGCGCCAUGAAGAAGCCGGAGGGGCGAAGCCGACACCUCGAGGAUCGGCCUGCAAACGGCCGGACGGCGGAGCGGCGAACCGUCCGCAAAAGCGGGCGCGAGUUUACGGCCAGGAAGCCGCAAAGAGAGUGAGCACUCCUGACAGCGGGUUUCUCGGAGGGUUGCUCAGCUCUCUGAGCUCGAACGCGGGCGGAAUCGCCUCGGGGAAAGAGCACGACUUCCGGCAAGGGUUGCGAGGCGGCGAGGAUGACGAACGGAGGCGGGCGGCAGCAGCCCCGCGCCUCGGCGGCGCCCGAGUGACCGAACUUAGCCGCCCGGUAGAGCGCGAGCAAGCUCCGUCUGCCCGUCACUCCUCCCGAGCCGCCGCCGCCGCCGACGCCACCGGCCGCCAAACGCCGGUCGAAAGGGAUGAUCGCGGCGGACGCGGCAGCCACCGCGGCGUAGACUCCACUGAAGUGGUUCCGCCGUCUACACGGACCGAUGCCAGGAACGGUGGACGUGUUGUAGGCACUAGCAGCGCCAGCACCGUUGAUGCAAGGCGUGUGGCCCCCUCGACAGCACGAAGAGACGCUAGCUCCGCCCGCGACUACAGGGUCGGGCGGAACCAGUUCGGUCGGGGGGCAAACCAGCACCUUCAGCCGCCCCCGCAGCCUUCUGAGCAGCGGAAACGGGCUAGACGUGUGGAGCCGGCGGCGGCGACCGGUGCCGAGAGCGGUGGGGCCAGUUCAAGAGCAGGAGUCGGGAAACAAUUACCCGCGUCGCGCAGACCAGGAGCGUCGGGCAGCAGAAGCGGCGGCAAGAGUGUUGGGGCGAAGAAGACGGGGUCAGAAGCGUCCCGUGGUGGCGGGGGCACGAGCGUGCUGGACAUCCUUCAGGGGAUUAGCGACACCUGGGGGGACAGCAGCAAGAAAAAGUGAAUGCCCUGCCCUACACGUCGAUAGGGCCAACAAGAAGUGACUUCGCAGGUGUAUCGUCAGCCAACACCUGCCUGCCGAAGCCUUGGAAUUAUCGGAUAAAAUGGAAUGUUUUGUUGUGGAGUCGACUAAUCCACCAUUACACGGAGGAUCGGGUCGUCUGUGCACGUAUGGUUACUGUAUUUUUAGUUGUCUAUGUUUGGUGGGAGUACAGUACGUUGUUUGUUGUGUCGUGCUUCACCGAAAUCGUUGUCACGUGUAGGUGUCCCCAUUUGCCUUGUAGGACGCUUGUGCGCGUCCCACAGCUUAAGUGAGUUCGAUCAAAGUGAAGUAUUUUGUGCGAGUGUCGAGCCGAAGAAGAAAACGAAAAGAAUAUGGGUUGUCAUCAGAGGACCCCAAAGUACUAGCAUCAAAACUUUGGACUUGCGUCGAGGGUGGAGGCCGAUGUUCUCCGGUGCCCUCAAAAUGAUGAUUGUGUAGCGUGAGUCCCUGUGUGUGUCGGUUGCGUGUUCUGCUUGAGACUAGUACCCGAUUCCCACUGUUGAUGACGAGUGUGCACCUUUUCGUCGUGCUGUUUCAACGAGUCACGACGGUAGGCCACACAGCAGAGAAUCUCGGGAGUGAAGAUAGUAUGAUGUGCCUCGUGCUGUUACUUGGAGUAUCAUGCCGAGAUGACUAGAGCCGAGUGAACGGAAGUGUGGUGUGAAGUGGAAUGCGAAAAAAUGUAGCGUAGGAAGCCAAGGGCAAACUGUGGUGGCUUGGUCUGAUUGGGUUCCGUUAUUUGCACGAGGAGUCCAGACUUAGCGGUUGAUGACAUCGGCCGUAACGAUAUGUAGAUGUUUAGCUCAUGUUGGUUUCGGGCACUAUUGCCCACAAUGCCGUUUCCGUGCUGGUGGUCCUUUCCUUGCAUUCAUGUGGAUUGAGCCGAGUUCUCUGUCGUCUGUGUCGGGAUUAAGAAUUUCCCCCCUUGAGCCU
Molecule: messenger RNA, 3165 nt
Organism: Ectocarpus sp. CCAP 1310/34
Lineage: Eukaryota; Phaeophyceae; Ectocarpales; Ectocarpaceae
Source: the annotation of a GenBank genome assembly